AUGAAUAAAAAUAAAGAAUAGGGAAAGUAAACUUAAAAUGCUAAAGUAAACGAUUCUAAUUUGAAUAAAAAUAAAGAAUUGUAGAAGCUUGUUUAAAAUAAUAAGCAUUUUGAAUUUUUGCCUAGUGGUAAAAUUAAAUGCAUUUUAACACAUCAUGAAAUCUUACCAACUUUAUAAGAAUUUAACAAUUAUCUUAAUGGAAAAAGCUACAAAAAUGCAUAAGAAAAUGAUAUUGACUUUACAUAAUUUGAACCAUAUAUUGUAUAGCAUAAAUCUGAUAGGUAAAAAAAUAUAUUUAUAAAGUAGAAAUAAAUUAUUUUGUAAUUUAACUAGAUAGAAUAUAAGCAAAAAGAAAUCUGUUGUCCUUAAACAUGUAAAUGGAAAGAGAUACAAAUAUUAUUUAUCAAGUAAUCUAUAAAAAUCUAAAUUUUCUAGAGUAUUUAGAGGAAUAAGCCAAAGAAGAAUAAGAAAAUCAAGAGGAUAAUUAAGAAGAUUAAGUGUAAAAUGAAUUAGAAGAAUUGAAUAAUUUAAUAAAUGAAGAGGAAGAAGAAGUUUAAGCUAAGAAAUAAAAAAGUGGAAUUCUAAAAGGAGGAAAGAAAAUAAAUAAAAAGAAAGUUAAACCAUAAUAAGAAGUAUAAAUAGAAAUUGAGAAGCCAAUCUCAUAAAAAUAGAAAGAAUAAUAAGGAUUAGAGAGAAAAUAAGUGAAAAAGCUAAAAAGCAAAAAGUAGAAUGUAUAAGAAGAAUGAAU
Paramecium sonneborni is the source of this 748-nucleotide messenger RNA. The record is from the annotation of a GenBank genome assembly. Lineage: Eukaryota; Ciliophora; Oligohymenophorea; Peniculida; Parameciidae.